Molecule: messenger RNA, 654 nt
Organism: Malania oleifera
Lineage: Eukaryota; Viridiplantae; Streptophyta; Magnoliopsida; Santalales; Ximeniaceae
Exons: 3
Coding region: 1-654 (217 amino acids)
Source: RefSeq, a predicted model, not a curated record
AUGAUCUUGCAAUUGCAGGACUUUGCUACAUUGAUUGACAAAGCCACCGUGGCAGAGGAGAGUUUGCUGGAGGACAUAGAUGUUCAAGUCCCGAUGAAGAGGCCAGCGCUUCCCAGUUCUUCGUCUGGGGCGAGACAAGGGAUAGACUGGUUUUUGGCCAGUUAUGCCAGUAUUGAUUGCCACAAGAGGGAGGUGUUGUUCACACCGCUUGGGGAGCAGGAAUUUAAAUUCCUAGGGUCAUGUGUGCGUUCGACACCACGGAUCCUUUCAGCUAUGCUGGCUAAGAGGUUACUCAUGAAGGGAUGCCAGGGGUAUCUAGCAUUGGUGAAAGACGCGUUGGUCGAAGAAAGUAAACUAGAGCUGAUUGCUAUAGUGUAUGAGUUCCCUGACGUGUUUCCAAAGGACUUGCCAGGAUUAUCUCAGGACCGUGAAGUGGAAUUUUCUAUAGAGUUAGCUCCAGGAAAGGCUAACGUGGUAGCUGAUGCUCUAAGUCGGAAGUCUGUUGAUGCACCAGUCUCAACGGUGGGAGUUCAGCAGCAGAUCUGUAUGGACCUUGAAAGGUUAGUCUUGGAAACGGUGGAAGGAAAUCAUCAAGUUGUUCUUGCCAACUUGGUGGUGCAGCCAACUUUGCAGGAGAGGAUACGAGUAGCAUAG